CACUCUUAUUAGCUUCUCUACAAACUAAACAUUCAUUCUCACUACUUUGAAGUAAUCAUCAUCAUGGCAGGGGAAAGAUCAACGGCCAAGAAAACUAUCAUUGGAAGCUUAAUGCGGAAGAAGCUUUCUGACAUCACCAACUCCUCACACCACCUUCAAGAACAACAAAAACCACCAGAGGAUACUACUUCUUCUAAUUCUGCUGAUAAGGAUUGCAUUCAACAACUUCUAAAGGAAAGAAUGACUCUGCUGAAGCUCCUAGCUGAGAAAAAUAAAAUAAUUGAAUGGACUAAAGCUGAGAUGCAGAUGUUAAGAGGCAAUGUUCAAAAACUGCAAGUACAGAAUUGGAAUCUUGCUCAAUCAAACACACACAUGCUAGCGGAGCUUAAUUUAGGAAGGGAAAGGAUAAAAGCAUUGCAACAUGAACUUGUAUGGAGGGCUGCUUUAUUUAAAGGGACCAAGACCAACACUGAGGUUGUAGUGGAAAAGGUGGAGAUGAAGAAUGGAAACUUGGCAGAUGAUGGAGAUGAUGAAGCAGGGAAGCCAUCCCCAGAAGCUAGCUAUCACAAAAAAAGGAACAUGAAUAAUAGAAGAAGAUCCAUUAGGCGUAGAUGUAAAUGCUUGCACGCUACUCCUUCCCCAAAGAAUCCACCAAAAACUAGACAAAAGGACAAAGGGGAGCCUCUAGAAGAAUUGUUUGAGAUAGAGGAUGGUAGUUUUGUGGUGAAUGUCACUCCAUCAAGGCCUAAACAAAAAGCAAAACAUGUCACAACACAAACAAUCUCUGCUUCAAGAUCAUCUUCCUUCCGAAUACCAUUUCUAAAAUCAUAACUUCCUUCAAAACCACAUCAACCAUACUAUAUUAACAUAUACUCUAGUGUGUUGCAUUUACCAACUUACUAUUUUACUGUUUUUUUCUUAGUUCUUACAUUAAAUAACUAUGUACUGUAGCAAACUUGGAUUCCAUUUGGGCUGAGUCUGAUUGUUCAAUUUGGGCCUUUGGAUACGUAUAUGGGCCUUUAUUGCUGUAUAAAAUGCACAUGAUUUGAACAAAAAAGAAUGCCAUAU
Arachis stenosperma is the source of this 1068-nucleotide messenger RNA. Its product is annotated as SHUGOSHIN 2-like. The record is from RefSeq and is a predicted model, not a curated record. Gene Ontology annotation, cellular component: chromosome, centromeric region. NCBI's taxonomy places the organism in Eukaryota, Viridiplantae, Streptophyta, Magnoliopsida, Fabales, Fabaceae. The transcript is spliced from 7 exons. The coding region runs from base 64 to 831 and encodes 255 amino acids. Gene Ontology annotation, biological process: maintenance of meiotic sister chromatid cohesion; meiotic sister chromatid segregation.